AUGACUCCAGACUUCUUGAAACCCUCCAAGUGGGCACUCAACCAAGAACGGCCCUCCAAGUUUGGGCCCAAUUCGAGAUGGAGCAACUAUGACAUGGAUCCUGUGAUACCAGAGGAACGGACAUGGACGACUUGGGAUUUUGUCGCGUACUGGGUCUCCGAUGCGACUAACGCUGCAGUCUGGCAGCUAGCUAGCUCUAUGCUAGCUAUCGGACUUUCGUGGAGGCAAGCAACUCCCGCCAUAGCUGUCGGAAACAUUAUGAUCGCUAUUGUCAUGGUUCUUAAUGGAACUAUUGGCGCACGUCUUCAUAUUGCCUUCCCUGUUCUUAACCGAUCUUCUUUCGGUUUUUGGCUCAGCUACUUCAGUGUUGUCAGUCGGGUAAUUUUGGCAAUGUUUUGGUUUGGUGUGCAGACUUUCACUGGUUCAGAAUGCGUUUAUCAAAUGCUCAAGGCAAUAUGGCCCUCUAUCGCACGCGUCCCUAACCAUUUACCUGAAUCGGCCCAUAUCACCACUGUUGGCAUGAUGUGCUACUUCCUCUACUGGCUUAUCCAGUUUCCUUUGAUGUUUAUCUCUCCACAAAAGAUCAGACACUUCUUCACUAUUAAAGGAAUCAUUGUACCCAUUGCCUGGCUGAGCAUCUUGAUCUGGUCUUUUGUCAAAGUUCCAGCAAGACAGAGUCUCGAGCCAUUGCACUCUAGUCUCAGUGGUAGCGCUCUCAGUUGGGCCUGGCUAAGCGCCUUGAACAGUGCAUUGGGGAUCUAUUCUACUCUAGCAGUCAACAUCCCAGAUUUUACGAGAUAUGCCAAAAAUGAACGGGCUCAAUAUGUGCAACUAUUCAUCAUUCCAGUCGCAUUUACGCUGAUUGGUUUCACGGGUAUUGCCGUGACAUCUGCAGGCGAAGUUCUCUAUGGCGAAGUGCUCUGGGAUCCCCUCCGCCUCAUCGACAAGUGGGACAACCGAGCCGCUGCCUUCUUUGCUUCCUUCAGCUUCAUUCUCGCCACUCUGGGAACUAAUAUAUCCGCAAACAGCCUCAGCGCAGCCAAUGACAUGAUGGUCUUAUUCCCAAACUACAUCAAUAUUAAGCGUGGUCAGAUUAUCUGCGCGAUCAUUGGUGCAUGGGCUCUCUGCCCUUGGGAAAUUCUGGUGUCAGCACCAGGGUUCUUGUCAUUUAUGUCGGGAUAUACUGUCUUCUUAGGACCGUUUGCCGGGAUCAUGGUCGCGGAUUAUUGGCUAUUGCAUGCAGGAAAGGUUGACGUUCCUGCCAUGUACGACCCGCACGGUAGAUACCGCUACUGGAAUGGAAUUAACUGGAGAGCGGCCGUUGCUCUUCUGGUGUCAAUUACACCGACUCUUCCAGGAUUGAUCAACAAUAUUAACCCAAAGAUACCUGUCGGGAACGCAUCCUUCCUCUUCAACAUUGCCUGGAUAUACGGGUUUUUCUGUGGAGGCGGUGUGUAUUUGGUCCUUUCAAAGGCCUUUCCAGCGCAUGAGACUUUCAUGGAUCAUGCAAUUUUGGGAGAAGAAGUUGAUGCCACAACUGCAUCAUUGGAAUCAGCCAGUCAGCACGAAGUCGACGUGAAAGAAAAGGAAAAGGACUCCUCGGCUUGA
Messenger RNA from Psilocybe cubensis, 1608 nucleotides. RefSeq names its product putative permease. Gene Ontology annotation, cellular component: plasma membrane. Gene Ontology annotation, biological process: transmembrane transport; nucleobase transport. The record is from RefSeq and is a predicted model, not a curated record. The transcript is spliced from 11 exons. Bases 1 to 1608 code for a protein of 535 amino acids. Lineage: Eukaryota; Fungi; Basidiomycota; Agaricomycetes; Agaricales; Agrocybaceae. Gene Ontology annotation, molecular function: nucleobase transmembrane transporter activity.